Molecule: messenger RNA, 1062 nt
Organism: Huiozyma naganishii CBS 8797
Lineage: Eukaryota; Fungi; Ascomycota; Saccharomycetes; Saccharomycetales; Saccharomycetaceae
Gene: SGT1
Product: co-chaperone SGT1
Exons: 1
Coding region: 1-1062 (353 amino acids)
Biological process (GO): protein stabilization
Molecular function (GO): protein-folding chaperone binding
Source: RefSeq, a predicted model, not a curated record
AUGACACUGGCGAACGAUCUGAAGACCGCUUACGGUAUUCUGUACGAUGAAAGGGAUCCCCCGAGGGCAUUGGCGCUGUACGAUGCGAUUUUGAGGGAGAAUCCUAGGUGCGUCGAUGCACUCGUGUACAAAGCUGCGUGUCUUGAGAAGCUGUACUUUGGGUUUUCCGACUGGCAUAGCGAGGAAACGGUGGAGAAUGCACAGUGUUUGUUGGAGAAGGCGUUGAAGGAGGCCGAGGAGAGAGGCGUGCGGUCCAAAAUUGGGUUUGUCAGUUUCAGGCUGUUUGUCCACUACUUCAACAGGAAGGAUUAUGUGCGAGCGGCGGAGUACAUGUCGAAUGCUAAACUACACGAUUAUAACGACGGUGCUGUUGCCAUAUGGCAGGAGAAACUGGAUAAAAAACUGAAGAAAACGGGGGCCUCCAUGCCCACUGCGCCGACGGCAACUAGGAAUAUCCCCAAGCCGGAACCGUUACCACAACCUGCACCUGCAUCUACUUUGCCGGCCAAGUUGAGAACGGAUUGGUACCAGACCUCCAACUCGGUGACAAUUUCGCUGUUCACCGAAAACGUGCCCGCGAAGGAGGAGGACAUUAAAGUGUCCACGCAUGCGGACCAGGAUCUGGAAAUUUCUUGGACGGGCACUUCAAGUGGUUCUGAGUUCCAGUACAAUGUGAAACUGUUUUCUGAGCUGGAUCCCGCGUCUGUGAGGCACCAACUAUUUAGCAAGAAGGUCGAGAUCACCGUGGAUAAAAAAAUCAAGGGCAAAAACUGGGCUGCCUUGCAGGCCGUUGCAGCACAGUCCAGCUCAACAGCGGGGAAGAAAGGCAAGGACUGGUCCAAGUACAACUUCGAUGAUAUCAGUGACGACGAAACGGAAAAGAGCUCUGCAGAUUCGUUCUUCCAAAAGAUAUACGCGGAUGCGGACCCGGAUACGAAGCGGGCAAUGAUGAAGUCGUACAUCGAGAGUAAUGGCACUGCGCUGAACACCAGCUGGGAUGAUGUUCGGGAUAAAGUUGUCGAAACGUCUCCACCAGAAGGUACAGAACUGAAACACUGGUGA